Molecule: messenger RNA, 1557 nt
Organism: Plasmopara halstedii
Lineage: Eukaryota; Oomycota; Peronosporomycetes; Peronosporales; Peronosporaceae
Product: serine threonine protein kinase
Exons: 1
Coding region: 1-1557 (518 amino acids)
Biological process (GO): mitotic spindle organization; protein phosphorylation; regulation of cytokinesis
Cellular component (GO): spindle microtubule; spindle pole centrosome; chromosome passenger complex
Molecular function (GO): protein kinase activity; ATP binding
Source: RefSeq, a predicted model, not a curated record
AUGUGGUGGUUUGGUCCUUGCGCUGGCUGCUCGUGCUACUUGUCGGACGUAGAAUCAGCGAGUAAUUGGGUCGAUCUGCGUCCUUUAGAUGCGUCAUCAUCGACUGUUAAGGUCAUGCAUACGCGAGAGCCAAAACCAGGUCUUUACAUAGCGCGAAACCGGUUUACACAGGAGUUAGUGGCCCUGAAAGUGCUAGAUCGCCGGUUGCUGCGUCAACGUGCCAAGCGUCGACGCCUGCAUCAGGAAGUGAAGGUGUUACAAUUAGCACGUGAUCAUGAAAACUUAUUACAGCUGUUUGAGGUUAAGGCUGUAGGUACACGUGUGGAGCUGGCGUUCGAGCUGGCGCGGGGCGGUGAGGUGAUGGCUAAACUGCGGUCAGAGCAGGACGUCAGUCACGUGGUUCGGCAAGCCGCCCAAGGACUUAUGUUUCUACAUUCCCAAGGCAUUGUGCAUGGAGAAGUGCGUCCUGAGCACCUGCUUUUUAGUGACAAUGAACCGAAUGCGCGAGUGCUACUUGUAGCCUUCGGACGGGCAGCGCCUUGGCGUUCACUUACAAAACGCCGUCGGCCACUAUUGAAAAGAUUCUUGUGGGACGAUACUCACCAUAUCCGCUUCCUGCCGCCUUUCCUAUUGAAACGCAAGAAUGCAUGUAAGAAUCAAGGCGACAGGAGGCGCCUCGUGGCGAACUGGAGAGAAGCGCAACAAAUCGACGUCUGGGCACUUGGUGUGACGCUCUACGCAAUGCUCUGCGGCAAUUUUCCAUUCGGUUCGGAGACAGAUAAUGUUGUAGAAAUCGAACGGAGCAUUCUUCAGGAUAAGCUGGUGGUCUCAGAGGAUGGAAUGCUGCUGAGUCGUGCGGCGAGGGAUUUGCUUCAACGGCUGCUGGUAAAGAACCCUGGUGCGGCCAUGAGUAUGAAUGAGGUGGUAGCACAUCCAUGGCUUGAUCGAGGCGUAGCUAGUGCUGUUCUAUGGAAGGCCGAGAAGCUGGCGCGGCACAGCUUAUUUACGGCGCGGUAUGCGGAAGAGGUGGCAGCUGGUGCAUGUAGACCGUCAGUACUCCAGAGCUCUGCAUUGAGAGGAAUGAACAAUGACAGUGACGUUGCAGACGCACCUACAAGCGCUGCUUAUAUAAACAAGAUGGCAUAUGACGAAGGGUUUCGUAGGAGCGUUAGAGUAGGUAGUGCUGCGCCAAAAAUCGACAACCUUGAGGUUAAAGGAGAUGAAGAAGAAGCUCGUUCAUCUUUUGUCUCUAUGCAUGGUACUCAGCUCUUGCUAGAUGAAGAAGUGCAGCAGGAGCGCCCCAGUGCAGACAGCUACAUGCGUCUUGCUAGCCUCGAGAUAGAGGACACCAGCCUGAAAAAGAAUAGCGAUGAUAAAGAGGUGACAGCUGACCCCGGGACAGGACAAAUACAAGCCACAAACGAGUUUGUUAUGGAGGGUGCCUUUGAUCGUGGCAACAGACAUGUGACUCGGCAAAAGUCACUUGACAAAUUGUGGCAGGUCCUUUUGCGUCAGCGUCGUUUUUUUUCGUCCGAAUUUUUGAGCAGCGGCAAGUAA